Medioppia subpectinata is the source of this 3743-nucleotide messenger RNA. Lineage: Eukaryota; Metazoa; Arthropoda; Arachnida; Sarcoptiformes; Oppiidae. The record is from the annotation of a GenBank genome assembly.
AUGUUCGACCAGCGAUUGGUGGACGAGUUGAGGGCCGAUAACCAACUAUUGGCGGCCAAAGUGUCUCACUAUCAGACGUGUGUGGAUGUGUUGGAGGCGUACCGCAAGUGGUUAAUCAUAUUCACCAACAAUAACAAGUCGGACACACAACUGAUCCAAUUGAAUGUGGUGUUGGAUCUCGAGAAACAAUACAAAGCCGUGUUUCCCAUGGAUUCACAAUUGGAUCACCGAUUGGUUGGCGCCGACGACACCGUCGCCGCCGAUACCCGCAGUCCAGCCGUCGGCCAUAAUGUCGUACAGAAGCCCUCGCCAUCGGUGGCGCCCAUGAAGUAUGUGCUGUCGCCGCAGCCAUCGUCCAGCACUCGACCCGCGAGCGCAGCCCCACCCGUCACACCCGUAACGACUCCUAUGCCGACCCCUAUGUCGACCCCUGGGGUGCAAGUGUUGCCCAAAAGUACUCCUUUGUCGACCCCUGGAGUGCAAGUGUUGCCCAAAAGUGUACCGAAAGUAUCGGUUCCUCCCAUUACGACCACUAUUGAGCCAAUAGAUGUGGCCCUCGCUGUCAAAGACAUUGGGCCGCUAUUGGGUGUCGGCAUCACUGGUCGAGUCGGUCGGCCGCCAAAGGUAUCGCUUGAACUUCCGGUUCCCGAUAAGACAGUUGUUCCCAAAGUGGCCGCCAAAGCGUCGGUCAAAGGGUCGGGCAAAGCGCCGGCCAAUGUGUCGACCGCUGAGCCGAAGCCUUCGAAAACAGUAACCGUCAGCGAAACGAUUAGCAAAACAAUGGCUAACCUUAAGGAGAAACCAAUCAUCACUUACGAGGGUAUCUCUCGCCGAAGUAGUCCACGAAAACGGCCGCAAUUGGUUGAAACCCCGAUCGACACGCCUAUCGUCGAAGAAAUCGCCGCAAAUGUCGAAACAAUAGACGAUAAAAGCGAUUCCAAUAACGAAUGGAGUGAUCACAUGUACCACAAGAAUACCAGCGAUUCCGCCGACGGAUCAGAGACCUGGUCGGCCACAAGCGGACCCAUUAUUGACACAAACGACGAAGAGUUGACCGAUUGGCGCGCCGGAGAUGAGACGCCUGUUAUAGUGUCGCCCAAAAUGGUGGACACUUCGCUUAAGACGAGCGCCAAUAAUAACCAGACUUUGGAUGAAAUAGAAUUGAAUAACAAGUCGGUUGUCAGCGGUUCCAACACUCCAUCCAAACCAUCACCCGAUGGCAAACAAGUGGUGAAUCAAAACACAGAUUUAGUUGUCAAACACAUGGGUUUUCUAAAGCCAAACACUACACCACUUGCGACUACAACAUCGGCAAUGAUUAUCAGGAAUAGACCGCCAGUGACUACAACACUGUCAAUGAGUACAACGCCAGCCGUGACUACAACAUUGGCAAUGAGUUCCAGGAAUACACCGCCAGUGACUACAACACUGUCGAUGAGUACAACACCGGCGAAGAGUUCUGUGGGAACAAUCACUGACAAGCAGUUGAUGCCAGCGAAAGGUCCACCGUUUGAUAUUCUGAAGACAGUGGCCAUUAACGAGUCGAUGAACGUCUAUAAAGGCGAUAAUUAUGUGCUCAACAUUGAUGUCGAGAAUCCUAUGAUCUCUGUUAUGAGCCAAAAGCUGAAGCCGAUUGGACCGGGAAUGACCGAAACGGCCGGUUCUGCCCAAUGGAUAGUCGGCUAUCGAUGUAAUUACAAUGACUGCGAGUUUGUGUCUCACGACCGGAACAUCACUCGCGACCACAUCGUUGUCCUCCACACCCGCGACGAGCCGUUUGUAUGCGAUUUCUGUAACAAAGCGUUUGCGAUGAGAGAUCUGGAGAAACACCAGAAGAGCUCACACGCCGACAAUCAGCGGCUGUUGAUUAGGUGUCGGUUCGCCGGAUGUCACUAUUGGACGGGCAGUAAAGAGAAACUGAUUCUGCAUUACAAACAACAACAUAAAGUACGCGAAGAACCAACGCCUCCACCGCAGCCGUCGACACCAUCGACGUCGUCGGUCGCUUUGGCGACCACUAAACCGCGCCAACGAGCGGUCGCUUUGCCGCCCAGGAGUUCCAUCCAAAUGCCCAUAAUCUUCGAGAGUUUCAAAACCAAUCAACACAACAACAACAUCGGCAAUGGUCUGCGGAUUAGUAACGGGCCCAUUGAAAGGGAACGACUGCCAUCGAAGUCCAACUCGAAGAUACACGCGUGCGAUUGGCCGGACUGUGACGCCCGGUUCAGGACACGGGGCGAAGUGCUCAACCAUAUGAACCGACAUAUGGGUCAACAAAACACAAUGACUAAACUGAAGGAUUUGAUCCGGAGUGGCAAUUACGCGAUCACAGCUGAUCCACAGAAUACGGCCCUUUCGCUGAUCUGCGAAAUCGAUACCAUGAAAGAGAUGGGCUUUAAAUGCAAUCACAAGGACUGCACGUUUGUGAACAUAUUCCGACACCUAAUGAACCAACACUUGAUGACCCACCAGAACAAGGACUCGUUCGCCUGCGGCCACUGCGGCAAAGCCUAUGGACUCAAGAUAUAUUUGGCGCACCAUAUGAUGAAAUACCAUAAAUCGGCGACAGAUGGCCAGAAGUCGACCACAACAGCGCUAAGACCGGGAACUACUUUUAGCAUACGAUUGGGUGGACACCAGCGACCGCAACAACAACAACAGCGACCACAACAACCACAACAGCAGUCUUCGGCCACUAACGAGACUCUAUGGCGCUGUUCGGCGCCGAACUGUGAGUUCAAGUCAUACAACAAGUAUUACUUCAGACGACACGCGCUUAUAAAGCAUGGGAUGGAGAAGGAGUGGAAGUGUGGCCACUGUUCGGCGACAUUCAAACAACGCCCGCAACGCACUCAACACGAACACGAGGCUCACGGCGGCGGACAACACACGCCGGUCGCCAAACGGGUCUCUUUCGGAACCAAAUCGCGUCCGUCUUCUAUCGGCGGCCGAACGCCCGAUAAGUCGCUGACCGGCAACCGGUCGCCGAAGAUGAAGGUCCGCUUCCGACGCCACUCGUCGCGUGUCGUCGGUUUGACGUAUAGUCUGCGCCAAUCGGAUAUCAAUAACGAUCUCAAAGCUAUCAAUCGGGCCAACAAACGGCCCCAUUCUUCGAGUUCUGUUGCGCAACCGUCGCCGACGCCGUCCCGACCGUCCACUGCCGUCAAGAGUAGCCCAAGACUGAGACGGCGACGACGCGCCAGUGCUCCCAAUCGGAGACUUUCUUCGAGUGCCACCAGUAGUAGUGCCGUCAGUACUAGUAGUAGCAGUAGAUCCAGACAAUCGUCGGCUAAAUCCAGACAUCAUUGUCCGGUCAGUGGAUGCCAUAAGAGUUACGCCUUCGCGCAGACACUGGUUAUGCAUCUGAAAAGCCAUAGAAAUAGCGCUAAUUAUAAUUUACGGCAAAUCAAGCCGUAAGAGAGUGACCAUCUGUUGUGUAUUAUCACGUGAUUACCGGUAUAUAUGAAUCCUAAUAUACGGUAUAAAAAUCCCAUUUAAUUAAUUAAUUUUUGAUAUAACUAUAAUUUUUUCGCUUCAUUUAAUAGUUUGUUAAAACAGUUUUGUAAUCAAUUACUAGUUUUAAGUUUACUUUAUUUCUUAUAUUACAAACUCAUUCCCACAAUAAGAGUGUUGUUGUCAUCACUUCCACUACUUUACUAUAUAAACAAUGUAAACAUUACGUCAUUUGUUGGCCUAAAACCACUGGAUUUACGGCCCGUUUAAUAAAACCGUUGUUAAACUGA